Prorocentrum cordatum is the source of this 1710-nucleotide messenger RNA. NCBI's taxonomy places the organism in Eukaryota, Dinophyceae, Prorocentrales, Prorocentraceae. The record is from the annotation of a GenBank genome assembly.
AUGGCAGGCACCGGGUUGCCAUUCCUCGUCGCAUGGGCUUGCGCCUGCGGCGCGUCCAGUUUAGGCAUCCACCAACUGGAGAAGAACGCGUUUCUACAGGCUUCAGACGACAGCAGGGGCUGCGCGGCCCUCUCGAACCGCGGCACCCACUUCACGAUCGACGUGGAGGUCGGUACACCUCCGCAGACGUUCAGCGUGGUGGCAGACACGGGCAGCAACUCCCUGAUCAUCCCGUCGUGCCACUGCCAGAGAGCGGGCAAGUGCGACAAGACCGACAGGUGCUUCGUUGGCUCGAACAAGUCCUCGAGCUUUCACCUGGAGGUCGGCGAUGACCAGGAACCUGUGUCUAUGGUUCUCUCCUUCGGCAGCGGCCAGAUCCAGGCUGUGGUGGCACAGGAGCAGGUGCGCGUGGGCCAGGUCAACGCUUCACUGCAAGACGGCCUGCUUCUCAUGACGGACCGCGCACUGAACAUCAAUGGCCCUUUCGAGGGCAUCCUUGGCCUGGGCUUGCCGCAGCCGCCGACAAAUUGGACCGCAGUGCAGGAGCAGGAGAGCAAGCAGGAGACUGCCGUGGCCGGCGGCCAAAGCAUGGAAGACAUGAUCAAGCAGAUCGUGGGCCAGAUGGGCGCCUCCGGGCCCGAAGGCGGCCAGGCGGCCUUGCCUGAACAAAACAUGCGCAAGGCUCUGAAGGCCGCUCUCGAGAUACCCAAGCGUCAACACCGUGACUCGCCCACGGGUUUCCUGGAGCAGGCCGGGAUCGACCGCUUCUCGAUGUGCUUCAACGACGGCGGCGACGGCGUCCUGCGAAUUGGCGAAUCUCCUCUGGAGCACGGCCUCGGCGGCAUGGGCACCCAGCACUGGGGCGUGGACUUUCGGGGCAUCUCGGUGGGCAGCACGGCGGUGGGGGAUGUGCUCUUCUGCCACGGCACGAACAUGACGAAGGAUCAGAGGUCGCCCUGUGGUGCCAUCCCCGACUCUGGCACCACGUUGCUGAUGGGCCCGAAAGAGCACAUCAGUGCCGUCUUGGAGGGCAUCUGCGACGGCUGGGACCGCUGCCGCCAGAACUUCACCAAACUGGAGGAGGCCGAGAAGAUUGCGAGCGAGGCCAUGCAAAAGCACUACGGGACGAACGUCUUCCACAUGCAGGGUACCAUAAGCAAGUCCGACGUGUUGCAGCUGCUUCUCAUGGACUGCGACUCCUGGGGGCAAGGGGGCAUGGACGAGUUGCCCGACCUCCACUUCCACAUCCGCGGGAGCGACGGCAAGGCUCAGGCUUUGAAGAUCCCAGGGCACAUGUACGUCAUGGAGAUGUCAGGCGACCAGGCCGAGAGCGCUCUGAAACUUCUCGAGGGCGUGGGCAGCAUCCCCGCGAACACCAGCCUGGCGAAGUCGAUGAAGAAGGUCUGCACCCCGAUGUUCGGAGAGAUGGACUACAAGACCUCGGGCAACGGCCCCGUAUGGAUCCUUGGGACCCCGAUCUUCUACGAGUACGCGGUCGGCUACGACAUGAAGGCGUCGCCCCCGGCCAUGUCCUUCACCUCCCAGAGCGAGCAGCCUUGCGGCAGUUGCAAGGCCACAGUGAACCUGGCGAUGUCCAAGGCGACGACCAAGAUGAGAAACGAGCAGACUGCGAAGGCGACCUCGCGCGGCCCUCGCCGCGGCAUCGGGCCGCCUCGCGUGCCACGCAUCGACACGACACGCCCGUUGUGA